AUGGCAUCUGCUUCAGGAGGAGACACGGCCGAUUUAAGCGAGCAACGACCGCGAAAAAGGGCCAAGUACACUCAAGUUGCAUGGCUCGCGACGCAGUUUCAGACCGUCCACAGGCAGAUUGAGGCACUUCAACGUGACAUCCAAGUUCUGUCCACCAGAUUAAGAGGAGUCGAAUCAUCGUCCCGUCCCAAAUCACCUGCAUUGCCGAGCAGCGCCGCAGCGGGGAGUAUACAUCGGAUUUUGAAUGCGCCACAGUCCCCCUCCUACAUCGGUCCCACCAGUGCCGAAUUUGGUCUUGACCGUCCUCGCAUUGCAAAUGGAGAAUCCCACAACCAUGGCGAAAAGGAUCAUCCCAUCACCGGCGAUGAUGAGUCGUGCUCAUCCCCCACACCCCAAAGCCGGGUGCCUUCCAAGGACGAAGGACCAGUGGCACAUCAGGAUCCGUUGCAGGGUCUAGCUUUGGAGGAGACACUGCGUCUGGUCCAAGUGUACGAAGAUAAUGUGGCCACAAUUUACCCCUGCGUUGAUUUGGCUAGCGUUCGCACCUUUGUUGUCGAGUCCCAUCUUUCCCGCAGCUCGCGAGUUGGGGACUACUCCCGUCAAACGCCAGCAGCCCAUCCAGCCAGAGACUGGUUUCAUGCACGUGACAUUCAAGUCUUGAACAUCUUGCUGGCCACGGCUCUCUUGGUUGAGUCGCAUGGUAGAAGCGAGUUAGCCGCUGAGCUGGCGGACUGUGUGGAGGAUCGUUUCGCUAGUCGACUGAAAAUUGCCCAGGUUGACAUGAAGGAAAUUUUGAUUUUGGUAUUGUUAUCCAUUUUUCACUCAUACCGCGAUGAUGAAGUCAUUGCUUGGCGAUUGAUUGGCAUGGCGGCGCGUGGAAGUAUGGAACUGGGCUUGCAUCGCCAAGAGACAUGGCAAAGAACGGGAGGAAUAUUUCCAGGUGCACUCGAAUGGCUGUGGGCCAGUCGUCUCUUCUGGGUUGUAUAUGUCUUGGAUCGCAAAUGGUCAUGCGGAACAGGUCUACCAUUUGCGAUCCAAGACGCGGAUAUGGAUACCAAUCUGCCAGAACCCGGUCACUCGACCCCGUAUCUGACCUGCAUGAUUUCUUAUGCUCGCCUCAGCUCGAAGAUUUGGGGAUUGAUUGUCGGCUGGUCGAAUCGCUCUCGAGCGGCUACGUCAGAAGGAUGUGCCAUGCUGGACGCGCAAGUUCAGCAAUGGGUGCGCUCCAUUCCACGGGAGCUUCGCUUCGAUCCCGGCCAGCGCGCAACUGCAGGACCUGGGCAUACUGAUAGGAAUAUCAUGCUCCAGGUACUGCUUGCACUCCAAGCUAAUCAGCUGCGGAUUCUCGUCUACCGGCAGUACUUGAUGAGCAGUGAACGCAUUGCAGAGGAUCUGGCCGGGGCAUCGAUCGCUGUGGAAACAGCAAAGAGCACAGUCCACAUGUUGGACUACUUUAGCCGGGUUUCGAACAUCUAUUUCCAGCGACCAGAGCCAUUCAAUUACUUCUUAAUAUCUGCUCUUGCGGCUUUGUUCCUUGCCGUGCUACAUGCGCCAUACCGAUACAGCCAAACCUGUCGACCCGAGUUCUACACUGCCAUCGACAUGGUUCGCCGCUCAGCGACUCAUACUCGGACCUCACGGCGUCUUCAAAAGAUCAUCCGCAGCCUCAAACGAAUUCAGUUGAAUGUUCAAUGGCACAAGUCGCGGGGCCCCACAUCCCCAGUUCAGCAUCAUCACCGCCCACCAACUCUUGCGAGGAAGGUCCCCGACGCUGGCGAUAGUCCGUCCACAUCAGUGAAACAGACCUCCCUCGCGACUCGCAAUCUGUUAAACAACACGCCACUUUCUCUCCCCACGGAAUCUCCGCCCAGUCAAAGGCAUCCUCGAGUAGACGAUGGGCCCAUUCCGCAGUCAUCUUCUGCAACACUGUGGCCAUUGUCACCAGGCACCGCCAUCGAUCUUGAAUCCAACGACUGUGCGGAUCUUAGUAGUUUCUUUGAGAUGGCAGGCGGGUUAUAUUUUGAUCCUGAUGCAGAUGCGCACUUGGCGAGUGGAGUGGGGAUGGGGGUCGAAAUGUCUCACUCUGACUACGGGCGGGCGCCUCAUGCGUUGGAUGCGUUUCAGGCUGAAGAUGAGGCGUUGACACGGGUGAUGGCUGGUCUUCUUUGA
This is a messenger RNA of Penicillium subrubescens, 2169 nucleotides long. Its product is annotated as transcription factor domain-containing protein. The coding region runs from base 1 to 2169 and encodes 722 amino acids. Gene Ontology annotation, biological process: positive regulation of transcription from RNA polymerase II promoter by galactose; DNA-templated transcription. Gene Ontology annotation, cellular component: nucleus. Gene Ontology annotation, molecular function: RNA polymerase II cis-regulatory region sequence-specific DNA binding; zinc ion binding; DNA-binding transcription factor activity, RNA polymerase II-specific. The record is from RefSeq and is a predicted model, not a curated record. NCBI's taxonomy places the organism in Eukaryota, Fungi, Ascomycota, Eurotiomycetes, Eurotiales, Aspergillaceae. The transcript has 3 exons.